GCCAGCUUUUCGGAAAAACGCUCGCCAUCAUCAGACAACUUCUCUUCGUUACCUCCUUUCUCUUGACACCAUGCUUCUAAAGGUUCUUGCGACCUCGUUACUCCUAUCACCCGUUCUAGCAUAUCCAACAGACGGCCACUACAACUCCAACACAACUGCAUUGGAGUGGGUACCAUGCGACCUUGACUUUCCCUCAUCGGUUCAGGAAGAGAUAGAUGUACAUAAGGAACCUAUCUUCUGUGCGAAUCUGUCCGUGCCGCUCGACUAUACUAGUCGAGAGAAUGGCAAAACAAUCGAUUUACAGUUGAUCAAGAUCAAGGCAACCAAGGAACCGUUCAAAGGCAGUGUCCUCACGAAUCCCGGCGGUCCUGGAGGGAGUGGUGUAGACUGGAUCGCCAGCGAUGGACCGUCGAUCCGUGAUGAUCUGGGUGGGUACCAUGAUGUUAUUGGCUUUGACCCUAGGGGUACUGGGAGAACCAUACCGUUCUACUGCCUCCCAUCAAACACUACGGCUUCCAAGGCUAAGCGAGCUGAGUAUAACUUCACGAUCCCACAAGACGACAUGUACGCUGCGCUCGUGAAGAAAGCAUGGCACGAUGGUGGUAUCUUCGCCGAGGAGUGCGCCAACACACCUGGAAACGCAGACAUCGGUCCCUACAUCAACACACCAUUCGUAGCACGCGACAUGCUAGAGAUCAUUGACGCUCUUGGAGAGGAUCAACUUCAGUAUUGGGGCAUAUCUUACGGCACUAUCCUCGGCCAGACGUUCGCUGGCAUGUUCCCUGACCGUGUCAAGCAUCUGCUGCUUGACAGUGCCGUACGCUUCGACGAUUACCAUUCUGGUCAGUGGAUCACAGUGACGCGGGACACAGAGCGUGCAGUUUUGAACUUCUUCACGGAAUGCGUCACUGCUGGACCUGAGCUAUGCCCUAUUGCGAACUUCACUGGUCCAGACACAACCGCGGAAGACUUACACAAGGAAUACGCCAAAGUCUUCCAGGAAUUGUUGGAUGACCCUGUCUUCCUACCCGACGACUACCGGCCUGCAAGUUGGUAUCAGCCUGGCGGUAACACCAUUUAUCUAGUCCUGAAGCAUAUAACGUUGACUUUGGCGUACCAACCGAGGCAGUUUGGCCAACUCUACUCAGCUGUGGACAUCGCUCUGAGGCGAGACUGGGAGCAGGCCGUCGAGAUUCUCACAUCUGCUCUCAAUACCACCACGCCUGAGAUACCUUGGAACCUCGGUGUUAAUGCCUUUCACGGUAUCGCUUGCUCAGAUGGAGCCUUCCGUGCCGACAAGCCAGAGGACCUGUACUCAUGGGUAUUAGCUCAGGCUGCCGCGGGCACUUUCGCUGACGGCGCCGGGCCACAAGUCUGGCUUUGCGCGCAAUGGAAGUUCGAAGCUAAGGAGCGCUACACUGGGCCUUGGACUGCUAUCAACACCAGCAACCCAAUUCUGUUCGUUAAUGGCAACCACGAUCCGAUCACACCUCUGAGCGGCGCAUAUGAAGCUUCGGCCAACUUCCCAGGCAGUCGCUUGGUGGUGCAGAAUGGGCAUGGUCAUGGAGUCAGGAAUCAUCCCUCUUCCUGUACGAACAAGGUGAUCGCUGACUACUUCAACGACGGAACGCUGCCAGAUGUUGGCAAGGUAUGUCAGACUGACAAGACGGCAUAUGGUGUUUUCGAAGAAUACCUUGCGACUGUUCUGAACAGUACCACCAAUAGCACACUUGCAAAGCGAUCUUUUGAGGUUCCUCGCAAGCCCAUCCUUACAUAAGUCGGGCUUCGAGAUAGACGUAGAUAUUGACAGGACGAGGUGGAG
Macroventuria anomochaeta is the source of this 1822-nucleotide messenger RNA. Its product is annotated as alpha/beta-hydrolase. The transcript is spliced from 2 exons. Lineage: Eukaryota; Fungi; Ascomycota; Dothideomycetes; Pleosporales; Didymellaceae. The record is from RefSeq and is a predicted model, not a curated record. Bases 71 to 1777 code for a protein of 568 amino acids.